GACAAGGUAGUUUAUACCAAAAUUUAUCUUGUAAGCUUACACAAAAAAAUAUCAAGAAUUCACAUGUGGAAUCUGAUUGUUUUAAUCUAAAAUUUUAAUUUUCAAGACUAUGAACCAGCAACGAAGAAAUAAUUAAUUAAUAAAUAAGAAACAAACAACGAACAAUGACACUUGUCAAUUAUUAUUAAAAUUUCAACGAAGAAAAGGUAUUUAUAUUAAUAACAUGGACACAUGGAGCCUUAGAUUAUAUUCGUGGUUAAGCGACAUAAAUUCAUCGUUUUCUUUGUUAAAAAUUCACAAAAAAAUAGUAAAUAAUUAUUCACUGCAAAGUAGCAAUUUUCCUCUCACAAUUAUUCUGCUAUGGGUUAUUUUGUAUGCGGUAUACACCAAGUGCCUUCAUCUCCUAUUUAGACGGAUGCAAUAUCCGCUGCUAGUUCGCCGAAGAAUAAUCGACGGUGUCUGGACAAUCGGCUUUGCAAUCAGCAGCAUAAUUUACCUGAAAUUACUAGUACCUGAAUCAUUAGAUUCAACUUGCCUUUCAAGAAGACCUAGAUAUUUAGAUCUAGGGUUUGUUUUACAUAAAACUUUUUACUUACACCGUGGAAUUAUUGAGAUUUUAACACACGACUCUUGGUUACAAGGAAUCAUUAAUUUAUUAUUUUGUAUUACUAUUCACAGUUCAUCUGAACAAAAAUCAUUUGAUAUUACAAUUAAAUUACUAUAUUGCAAAGCAAUUUUAUCAAUAAUUAUAAAUACUUGUCGCGUUAUUUCGAGCUUUAAAAAUAAACGCCGGGUAUUGAUUGUUAAAUUGCUGCUAAUUGCUCAUUUCACCAACUGGAUGUAUGUAAAUUAUAUAAUUAUACCAGAUUUAAAAAUAGGAAAUUCCAAAGGAUUAAAAAGCGACUGGCUAACUUUAUUUUGUUUGUGGAUUUGGUUGUUUUUAGAAUUAUUUAAUGAAAUGAGUAAUGUAAGGUUGGCGUUUAAAAAUUCAAAUCACAAAAUAGAAGCGUAUUUAUUUCCUCCGCCGACAGAAGAAAUGAUUGAGAUAAAAAAUAUCUGCAAAAAGCUCCGUGAACGAUCGGCAAAUCAAGAUUACGACCUGACAAAUGACAAAAAGAAAGCUGAACUUUGGCAAACACUUUGCUGUAAGUACACCAACAAAGCAACUAGGUGCGAUGACGCUAAAAAAAAAAGCUAAGAGAAUGCGCGAAGCCAAAAAUAAACUGGAUCUAAACCAGAGAGAAUAAAGUAUUUUUUUUUUUUACUAAAAAAUAAAUUAAAAGAAACACCAAAGCCAAUAAAGUAAUUUCUUAAGGGGUUACAUGAGUUUCACGGUUUCAAAAAAUUUUUUUAUUGUCUUAAUAAAUUCUACAACAUCUCUAAAAUAUUGUCCUAAAGUUUCAAAUCGAUCCGAUAAGUUAGUAACCAACUUUACAGUUUAAGCUUAUUUAAAAAAAAUAAAUUA
Messenger RNA from Cotesia glomerata, 1465 nucleotides. RefSeq lists its product as uncharacterized. The record is from RefSeq and is a predicted model, not a curated record. The coding region runs from base 224 to 1198 and encodes 324 amino acids. The transcript has 6 exons. Lineage: Eukaryota; Metazoa; Arthropoda; Insecta; Hymenoptera; Braconidae.